Messenger RNA from Protopterus annectens (West African lungfish), 4277 nucleotides. RefSeq names its product receptor-type tyrosine-protein phosphatase U-like. Gene Ontology annotation, biological process: protein dephosphorylation. The record is from RefSeq and is a predicted model, not a curated record. The transcript is spliced from 33 exons. Lineage: Eukaryota; Metazoa; Chordata; Ceratodontiformes; Protopteridae. The coding region runs from base 43 to 4026 and encodes 1327 amino acids. Gene Ontology annotation, molecular function: protein tyrosine phosphatase activity; protein binding.
UUACACCACAGUUCACUUUGCAACCAGCUUACAGAAGGGAACAUGCAUCUCUUUUUAAAUCUACUAAUUGGAUUGUUUCCACUUUUCAAUGGAAUAAACUACAUUGUUUGCAAAGAUGAGGAUACAAAAAAUACCACCAAGGAGGGAAAACCUACUUACCAAGAUGUUUUGACAACAUCUACCCAUUCUGAAUUUCAUACAGUAAACCAGUCCAGUUCUGACGUUUUGACAAUAGCUAGACAUUAUGAAUUUCAUACAGUGAACCAGUCCAGUUCUGAUAUUUUGACAACAUCUACCUCUUCUGAAUUUCAUACAGUGAACCAGUCCAGUUCUGAUAUUUUGACAAGUACACCCAUGUCUGCAGAAUGGCACACAACAGGCAAGUCCACUCCUGAUAUUUUGACACGUACUUCCACCUCUACUGCCAAAAAAACACGCAAGCCCAAUCGUGGUAAGAUGUGCAAAAAGCCACAGCAAGAAAUGUACAAAAUAACAGAAAACAAUGAGUACUACCCUGUGAAUUCAUCAAUAAUAGUCUCUUGUAGAGAAGAUUUUGAGCCAAAAUAUAGCAGUACUUCAAAAUGGUUCUGCAUAGAGAGAAAUGGUGCUUACAUUUGGAAGCCUGACAAGUUCAAUUGCAUUCCAAAAUGCAGUUAUCCAAAUUUCACAGAUUCAGGCAUCGGAUUAUAUCCAGAGCAUUCAUUUUAUGCUUCUAAUUCAACAGUGAAUGUGACAUGCCCAAGAGGUUCAGAACCAACAUCAUAUGCAAUAACAUGUGUAAGACGAGGAAACCGCAUUGUGUGGAAUAAUACUGCAGUUAGCUGUAAAAAGAUGUGUACAAAGCCUCCUGGAGGAGAAUACUUCACAUUUACACCUGAUCAGGAGUAUUACAGCUGGAACGCCAGUGUAACUGUCUCUUGUAAAAAAGGAUACAAGCUUUUCUCAGCUGAAAAGAAUUAUACAUCAAAGUGUGUGGAGCCAAACAAUAAUAAAUGGGAGAUGAAUGAUCCUCUUUGUGUAGAAACACCAGAAAAUAUUGCAAUAAAUGUUCAGAGUACAUCACACUCUGUAAGUGUAAACUGGACCUUUCCAAACAUUUCUGUAAGUGAACAUAUGCCUGAAAUUUGUAUCCAGUGCCAUCUUAUGCAGAGAUAUGGACGACAGUGUAACGCAGAAAUAUCUCCAAAAACAUCCCCUAUGGACUGCAAACAUGGAAAAAAUAAUUUGUCUUCAACUUUCCCUACAUACCCAUUUUCUUAUUACAAUGUCACUUUGUCAUUGAGAUUGCAGAACUUAAGUAACAUCAACUUACUGUACUUACCUAUAAAUACAACAGAAGCAGCUCCAGGUAAACCAGAGAAUGUGGUCAUACAUAAACAUAAGGAAACAAUAACAUGGAAUCAGCUCUCAGAUUGUAAUGGAACGGUUACGGGAUAUGAACUAAUUUUCAAUGGUAAAAGAGGCUAUAAUGACACAUUCUAUGAAAAACAAGUUGUCAACGUAAGUACAGAUGCCACCUCUUAUCAUCUGAAUAAUCUAAAAAGAGGAACAAACUACACAUUUGAACUGCGUGGCCGUACAUCUGCUGGUCUUGGAGAAGAAUAUCAGUCUAUGUUUGAAACAAAUAUCAGUGCCCCACCUCCUCCUGAUGCCAGCAGCAUGGAAGUUUAUAAUAUCUCAGAUCGAACUGCAGCCUUGUCCUUUUAUCCUGUUCCUGAUGCCAAUGGGCCAAUUAGUGCCUAUCAGAUAAUUAUCAAGAAGGAUUCCGUCUCCUCACAAAGGAGAAAACGAGCUUCAGAUAUGAUCUGCAAUGAUGAACUAUAUGCAUAUAACCGAUUACAGUCUAGUAAUGCUCCAUAUAUUACAGCUGAAAUUCCUGGAAAUAAUCUCACUGCUCCUGUUGAGUUCAUCAUUGGAGAUGAGAGAAACUACAGUGGAUACUGGAACGCACCUCUUCAGCGUGGAAACAGUUACAGUGUUAUUGUGCGUAUUGUCAGCAGAUGGAAAGAGGACACAAAAGUUUCCUGUGCAAAAAAGUCAUUUCUUGUGUCUGUUCCAUUGAAACCAGAUCCUGCCCCAGGGGCUGUAUUAAUAGGAGGAGCUGCAGGUGCUGCUGCUGCUGUCUUUUUCCUGCUUGUCAUUAUCUUGAUUUUAGCAAUUAUCGUUUACAGGAAGCAAAAAGCAAAAACUGCAUAUGCAUCAAAUAAACAAUCAGAGUUUCCAUUGAUAAGAAAGGACCAUGCAGGACACACAUCAACAGACGUGACAAUUGAAAAUUUACUGGAUUAUAUGAUUAAAAUGAAGAAACUAACAAUUAAAGAUGAGGAAAAUGAAGAUGUUGGUUUAGGCAAGGAGUACAAUGCACUGCUACAUGGUAUAACAAAUGCGUGUGAUGUUGCAAAGCAUCAUUUGAACAAGGACAAGAACAGAUACAAUAAUGCUAUUCCGUAUGAUUAUUCAAGAGUUGUGUUAGAUUCUUCAGAUCCAGAUUCACCUCACUCCUACAUAAAUGCCAGUUAUUUAGAUGGCUAUGACAAGCCAGAUUUAUAUAUUGCAACACAAGGUCCAUUACAACAAACCAUUGUGGACUUUUGGAAAAUGGUGUGGCAAGAGAAAUCAACUGAAAUUGUAAUGUUGACAAAUUUAGUUGAGCAGGACAAGGUGAAAUGUGAGCAAUAUUGGCCGGAAGAGACUGAAAAAUAUGAUGAUAUUACAGUUUCCCUCCACAGUACCGAGAGAACAGUGGAUUGUGUUAUUCAGUCUUUUGAAAUGGAAAAGAAUGAUUCACAAAAAAAGCUGGUGAAGCAUUUUCAUUUUCUAACAUGGCCUGAUCAUGGUGUGCCCAAACAUUCCACUGGGCUCUGUCGUCUCCUUAAAGCAGUCCAUAAAAACAGAUGUUCUGAGUCUGGACCCAUCAUUGUCCACUGCAGUGCUGGUGUUGGACGAACAGGAACAUUUAUUGCUCUUGACUACUUACUCAGAAGAGCAGAAGUUGAGAAGAAAGUGGAUGUAUUUCAAUGUGUAAAGAAACUAAGAGAGAAACGAAUGAACAUGGUGCAGACAAAGACACAAUAUGUCUUUAUCUAUCAUGCUCUUUUGGAAGAGUUAUAUAUUGGGGAAACAGGUGUUCCAGUCCAGGAUCUACAAAAAUAUAUGACUAUCACAUUGCAGAACAAAGGAAAAACUUCAGUCCCAAGCAUCGAAAAAGAAUUUCAGGUGCUGAUGAAAUUUUCUGAGCUUUACAAAGUCAGCAGUUACAACGAAGCUGUCAAGCCAAUUAACAAAUCAAAAAACAGGAACCAUAAUCUACUACCAGCUGAAGUUGUACGCCCUGUACUGAUGUCCGUUUCUAACAGUGAUGGAUCACCAAGCUAUAUCAAUGCUGUAUUUGCUGAUAGCUAUUCUCAGCAAGAUGGAUUUAUAAUAACUCAGUUUCCAAUGGCAACAACUAUGUCUGAAUUCUGGGCUCUUGUAUAUGAUUAUAAGUGUUCAACAUUAGUUUUGAUGAAUCAAGUUAAUGAACUAGAUGAGGCAUAUCCAGCAUUUUGGCCAGAAACAGAAGAUGCCAUGUAUGGACCAUUCUGUGUCACUAAACUUUCACAUUCUGAAGCAACAGGCUACUCAGUGUGGAACUUCAAACUUGUCAAUGUUAAACAGAAAUCCAGUGCAGAGCAUCAAAUUAAACUUCUAGAAAUCAAUAACUGGCCAAAGACACAUCCUAUACCUCAGUCACCCAGCACACUGAUUGCCAUGUUAGGAGAAGUAGAGACCUGGCAACAGAAGACAGCUCAGAGUACAGUAUUGGUUGCAUGCUGUGAUGGUGCACAACGGAGUGGACUCUUCUGUGCUGCAAGUGUCAUCUGUGAUUGCAUCAAAGUGGAAGGGCUGGUAGAUGUUUUUCAAGCAGUAAAAUCAAUCAAAAGGAGUCGUUCUCAGCUAAUAUCUGAUAAGCUACAGUAUGAGUUUUGCUAUCAAAUUGCUUCUUCGUACUUGGACUGUUUUGAAACCUAUGGAAACUUUAAGUGAACACAUUACUUCACUGACACUAAGUUGACCUGUUACAAAAAGCAAGUAUCCAGUGAAUACAGCCUUUAGUUCUAAUCGUGGCUGGAGGGCAAAAUGAACAAAAAUGAACAAAAUGGUAUACCAUGUUUAAAAUGUCUUCAGAAGAGUGCAAAGAUCGUAUUGCUUUCAUUCCAGUAUCAGUCCAGUGUUAUGAAUGCACUUUAGAACUGCGGAUGGAGUCAUCCAUUUGUAAUAAAAAGCACUGAGAAUUA